Molecule: messenger RNA, 1058 nt
Organism: Oryza brachyantha (malo sina)
Lineage: Eukaryota; Viridiplantae; Streptophyta; Magnoliopsida; Poales; Poaceae
Product: peroxygenase-like
Exons: 7
Coding region: 84-890 (268 amino acids)
Molecular function (GO): monooxygenase activity; calcium ion binding
Source: RefSeq, a predicted model, not a curated record
GGGGAAGGGGAUUUCGAUUUUCGGCUUGGUGAUGGCUGCCGUUAGCGAGCAAUUUUUAAUACUCGGGGUGGGGCGUUCCUUCCAUGGCGACCCUACUACUUAUUGCUCGGCUCCCCACUCGGUGCCCCCGUCUCUCUUUGCGCCAAAGAUCCUACAAACUCGCCCCGCCGCGAAUAAGCAUGGCGUCUUCGUCGCCGCCGUCUGACCCGUCCAUGGAGACAGCAGCGCCGCGCGCGGCUGUUACGGUGGAGAGGAAGCUCAACCCCGACCUGCAGGAGCAGCUCCCCAAGCCAUAUCUCGCGAGGGCUCUCGCGGCGGUGGACCCGAGCCACCGGCAGGGGACCCGGGGGCGCGACCCCCGCGGCAUGAGCGUGCUCCAGCAGCACGCCUCCUUCUUCGACCGCGACGGCGACGGCGUCAUCCACCCCUGGGAGACCUUUCAAGGCCUGCGAGCGAUAGGGUGUGGGUAUCCCGUGUCAUUUGCUGGCGCCAUACUCAUCAACCUCGUCUUGAGCUAUCCUACUCAACCGGGAUGGAUGCCUUCUCCUCUGCUUUCUAUCCAUAUAAAGAACAUUCACAAGGGUAAGCAUGGAAGUGACUCUGAAACAUAUGACACUGAAGGGAGGUUUGAUCCAUCAAAAUUCGAUGCUAUAUUCAGCAAGUAUGGCAGAACCCAGCCAAAUGCUCUGACAAAAGACGAACUGAACUCGAUGCUUAAAGCAAACCGCAACAUGUAUGAUUUCAUUGGCUGGAUUACUAGCUUCGGUGAAUGGAUGCUACUGUACAGCGUGGCCAAGGAUAAAGAAGGGCUGUUGCAGCGAGAAGCUGUUAGAGGCGUCUUCGAUGGCAGCCUGUUUGAGAGACUUCAGGACAGCAAGAAAUCUGCCUGAAUGUUGCAGUGAGCCGUCCUGCUUGAACAAAGGGUUGACAGUAAAUCUAAUAAGAAAAAAAACACGCCUUUGCAUUUGUGUAAUUCAAAUGAAAAUGUUAAUUACCCCAUAACAGUACUUACGAUGUGUGUAAUCCGCCUCAUGAUACGAUCUUAGUUCCAUCUUUUC